Messenger RNA from Amphibalanus amphitrite, 1926 nucleotides. Its product is annotated as ubiquitin carboxyl-terminal hydrolase 37-like. Gene Ontology annotation, molecular function: cysteine-type deubiquitinase activity; cysteine-type endopeptidase activity. The record is from RefSeq and is a predicted model, not a curated record. The transcript has 2 exons. Gene Ontology annotation, cellular component: cytosol; nucleus. NCBI's taxonomy places the organism in Eukaryota, Metazoa, Arthropoda, Thecostraca, Balanomorpha, Balanidae. Gene Ontology annotation, biological process: protein deubiquitination; G1/S transition of mitotic cell cycle. The coding region runs from base 1 to 1926 and encodes 641 amino acids.
AUGGCCAUCGCUGAGAAGCACAUCUUUGUCCCUCUGGCAGUGGAGACUACCGGCAUCCUGGGCCCAGCAGCCUCCGCCUUCCUUUCGGAGCUCGGAAGGAGGAUCACCGAGGCAACAGGAGAUCGCCGUGAAGUCACCUGGCUGCGUCAACGGGUGUCUCUAGCCAUCAUCCGGGGAAACGCCGCCGCCGUUCUAGCCACCGCCUCCUCGGUGCAAGAGAGGCACGUCUCAAUGAGGCCUAGAAUGUCGUCAGGUCAGCCUCGUAACCCCGGAGAAAGAAACAGGCGGCAGCAACCACAUGAAGAAGAAAAGCAAAGACCAGUUGAUCAGCAUCUUGUUCCGGUCGUCCAAGCAACUGACUCGAAUGAGACCGACAAGGACCCUCACGAGUCGCCGUCGCCGCGCCGGCUCAGCGAUGCCUCCCGACGAGAGGGCGACUCGCCGCAUCUGUCCGUGGCCAAGCGUCCGCGAUCGGUGGAGCGGGCACCCAGCUGCCCGGACCGUGCUGACAAGGAGAACACAAAGCGGCUGCAGGUGGCCAGCGUCGGCUCGCGCCGGAUCUACGGUGCCUCGGCCGACGCCGGUGGCUCGCGGUUCGCUGCAAGUCCACAGAUGCGGCCGACGCCGUGGCCGCGCAAGUCCGGAGAGGGCGGCAAGAACCCGCAACUGCACUGCAGUAAGGCGCAGACGGCAAGUCGCGGCCUGCAGCUGAUCCCGGCCAUCCGACCGCUCGACUCUGACGAGGACGGUAAGGACCCUCUGUAUAUCGGCCUACCCAACUGCGGAAACUCUUGCUAUCAGAACGCCACCCUGCAGUCGCUGCUGGGCCUGCGUCCGUUCCUGAGUGAGAUGGUCUCCCUGAUCUCGGGCCAGGACGAGAGCGGCCAGGGCCGCACGAUGCGCGCCGUCGCCAAACUGAUGGUGCUGCGCCAGAAGGCGCUCAGCAAAUCAGUCGCCAACCAUCUUAAUGACCUUCGCAACGUGUUCGCCGACAUCGACCCGGCGUUCCAAGGGAGUGAGAUGCAGGACGCCAACGAGUUCUUGCUUCGCCUGCUAGACACCACGAAGGAAGAGAUCGACGCGCGGCGGACAACCGACAACCCGGUGCGAGACAACUUCCAGUACCAGACCGUCGAGAGUUAUAUGUGCACCAAUUGCCAUGAAACCGUGCAGAAACGGCAAGAGGACAUUAGCUGGUUUGUCAGCGUGCCGCGCCGUCAGGGCACAGAGGCGCCCACGCUGCAGGACGCACUGCGGCUGAGCAUGCAGCCUGACCGGCGCGAGCUACUCUGUCAGCACUGCCGCCAUGACGAGUGCCGUGUCACCACCAAAAUCAGCCAGCUGCCCAGGACGCUGAUACUCCAGCUCAACCGGUACGCCUUCCUUGGGGAGGACUCGAAGAAAAUCUGCGCAUAUGUCGGCAUUCCCAAGUUCCUUUCGCUGAACGAGCACGUCGCGGACGACGUCACCCGGCCUCCCGAGUGGAAGUGCACAAAACCUCCCUUGUACACCCUCUCCGACUUCGAGGAGUCUGAGGCGCCCAGCUCGGGUCCGUCGCCGUCGUCCACCGCCCGUGGACCGUCGUCGGUGCCGGCCGCGCAGGCCGAGCGUGUGGUGCUGGACGCCGACUCCAUGAAAGACGACCAGUCUCUCUCUUCAGUGGACCUGGCCGGCGACUUUACCUACCGGCUGGUGAGCGUCGUCAGCCACUACGGCAGCGCCACGCACUCCGGACACUACGUGUCGGACGUAUACAGCGUCGGCAGGGACCGAUGGUUCCACUAUGACGAUCGCCGAGUCAGCUGUGUCGACGAGACCGACGUUCUGGUUAAUGGACCCCAGAGAAACGGCUAUAUUUUCUUUUACCUCCACAAAGACCUAUGCAACCAAGUAGUCAGCGUGGAGGGUGCUGACGGGGCACUGUGA